AUGCGCUGGAUUGAUAAGUUUGGAGACUUGCAGCUGGACAUUGUCGGUAUCAUUGCUGUGCUGGGAGAAGGGUCCAUAACUCGAAAUGCCCAAGUGACAAGCCUUUCUUGGUGGUCCACGAUACCUAGGCUCAUGCCAGCCCCUCACGCCUUGCUUGAACAUGAGCGGAAAUACCGACUACCUACAGCUCCCGGGAUCGUCGCCGGAGCUUACAGUGGCACAGUGAAAAAGGAAAUCAAUUUCUUCGCCCAGCUGCUUCAUCCGGCGCCUUUGGAAGAUUACCAGGUUGAACUUGUCCAGGUAACGCGAAAAGAUGCGCCGCCGGGAACAAAAACGCUUCGUUCAUUUGGCCCCAAGAAGUAUGGCCCCUUAUUCUGGGUUUCCGUCGCCGGAUGUGCCAUGACCUUGGCUUUGAUCAGUCUCUCCGUUUAUUACCACGAUGGCUUCUCCUUGCUGGCUACCAUUAUGCUGUCGAUGGUGAGCUCGUUUGUGGGAUUUGGCACUCACUGGAGUCUGGUAUUCCAGGAACCGAAAGUGGAAAAGGACCGUGGGCGCGUUAUCCCUCGCUCAGAUGUCAUUAUUUACUAUCCCAACGGAUCGAUCCGAGUGAUUCGGCCCAGCUCCGAAAAUAUUGCUCGCCUGUAUUUUCAGACUGAACAUGCACAAUAUGUUAUUGAUGACACACCCUAUCGUACCCUUGCUCUGUUCUCGACAGUCAUGCUUAUGGCGGGAGUGGUGUCCUUGGCGAACGCAUCCAACAUCCUUCAAGUGGCCUUUGCUGCUUCGUAUAUCUUGUUGAACGUCCUCUACUGGGCCGUGUCUGCCCUGAGCCCUUGCAAAUAUCACUGGCAACAUGCAUACCAAACAGAUAUCAUCCCAAUACAAGAUCCCCAGGAUCAGGAAUCCGACGGGCUGGUUGUGACAGGACGGGUUGAGGAAUUUAAACAAAAGGUCAAACACGAGUGGCGUCGAUUCGAAGAGGCCUGGAUCUUGGAGAAAAGGCGUGAUCGAGCUAAAAAAAGAGCCGAAACAAUUUUCGAGCAGAACCCAAAGGCAAGAAACUUCACAGGCGCCCUCUGGACUGCUAUUGUUCUGAGUGGCACAUCCCAAUGGUUGAACGAGGCAACAACCAUAGCGCCUACGAACGAGGCCUGGAAAAAGUGGCUGCAAGAAGCUGGCAACGAAGCCAAUGCCCGAGGGAGACUCAAUGAUGAAUGGGAGGGCCGAUUCAAACCCCAUCGCCGGCCGCGCAUCAAAACGGGACUAGAUUGGUCUUUUGCCCCAGCCACAAAAGAAAGCAUGGGACGUUCUUCGCGCAGGCGCCGGAUUAUGAUUAAUAGAUCUUGGGAUUACCAGACACGGCUCACUGAAAUCCUGAAAGAUCACGCAGACACAACGCGGGUGCCGCUCGCAGACGAGCUUGCAGGGGAAGACGUGUCUGCGGCCGCCUCCUCGGAGAAGGAUCGCCUAAUGCCUCUUGUAAGAGAGGAGGUGUAA
Messenger RNA from Cladophialophora psammophila CBS 110553, 1497 nucleotides. RefSeq lists its product as uncharacterized. The record is from RefSeq and is a predicted model, not a curated record. Bases 1 to 1497 code for a protein of 498 amino acids. NCBI's taxonomy places the organism in Eukaryota, Fungi, Ascomycota, Eurotiomycetes, Chaetothyriales, Herpotrichiellaceae. The transcript has 3 exons.